Molecule: messenger RNA, 601 nt
Organism: Amoebophrya sp. A25
Lineage: Eukaryota; Dinophyceae; Syndiniales; Amoebophryaceae
Source: the annotation of a GenBank genome assembly
GAAUAUCUUGCCAACUGUAUAGUCUGAUUGGAUCUGACUAGCUGUCCCGUAGCACGAGACUCACGCUAAUGCUCCAGCUACCAAAUCUAGUGCAGCACGAGAGUCACGGGCUCCAAAUCACUACUCUAGUCCAAUUCCCCUAUCACCAAUUACCAUGUUCCACGAGACACAAUACCAGAUCCUUGACACCAAGAUCCAAGCCUAGCGGUCUAUCGGACGAAGGUCUUGUUCUCACAACAUAUCCUGUAUGGCAAUAGGUUCUGAAGCUGUAUAUAUAUUACCACAUCCAGGAACCUCCCAUACUAUUAGUUGUAUCGUCGAUGUAACUAAAAAGUACAGCAAGUCUACUAUUUUCACAUCUAAUACACUAUCCAGGGAUCCGAAUUUUUAUCCUCAUACCUGUAAUAUGAUGGCGGCUUCAUCUUCUCCUGCUCCCACGUACCGGGCGCUCACGCUGCGGGCGUAUCUUGCCGAAUGGAGCCUCAACCUGAUCACCUGCGUGUUCGAUGCCCCGGCUGGGUACAACGAGGUCCGGGCCAAGGUGUCUAAGCUGCUUCCAGGCGGCCUCAAUACCGAAGAGAAAAAGGCUAUUGAUAAGCGG